AUGUGGGUUGUACAUCAUAAAAACGACUACAAAGGAGACACGAGAGUGCUCUUACUGGGGAAGAAUUAUACAGUUGGCCGUGAUAAUGAUGCCCACUUUGAAAAAUUCGGAGAAGAUUUGGAUUUCUUAUUUCACUCUGGACGAGUAGCAAAAGAGUAUUUAACGAUAGCAGUUGGUACUACUUUGCAUGGCAAUAUCAAUCUGAAAACUACAUUGCAGUUGUGUAUAAAGUCUAGGGCAAAAGCAUACAUAAAUGGGGAAAUUUACAGAUUAAAACAAAAAGGAGACCCCAAGCAAGAUAUUGACUUUACCAAUGAAUCAAGAAUUGUGAUUGCUUCUGAAAAAGACCUGAAAAAUAAUAUAGUAGACGAGCCGUUAAUUAUUGAAUGGGUCGAUCUUAGAUUGUAUAUAGGGACAAGAGACAAAUUUGUGGAACAAUUGAUCCAUCUGCAACUCGAUAUACGCUUUGUUGAUGACAUCAAACAAGCAACACAUUACUAUACCAACAAAACCGUUCCUGACCUGGAUGAGUUUCGCGUGGCUAUAAUUAAAGGGACUAAUAUUGUCAAUGAAGCUUGGAUAAGAUCAUUACUAGAGGAUGCAGAUAAAUUGGUAUGGUUAAACCUCAAAAAUAAUCUUGAAUUUUUACCCAAUGGGGAUUCGCGAUAUUUGCUGCAGCUCAAUAGAGUGAAGACUUUGGAGAAUCACAAGGUAAUAUCAUUUGAAAAAAUUUCGUGGUUGGAUACUAUAAUUGUUAGUCGUUCAAAGGAGGUGAUUGAGCACGAAGUCGGUGAAAAUGAAUUUAUAUUGGUUGCGCCAUCUAGCGAGUUUGGUUUUGAGGCAAUUGAGCAAAACAUUCUUUUCAACAGGAUUUUGACAAACCAACUCGACCAAGUACCACGAAAUAAAGUGACUUUAGCGUCAUUGAAAAGACCGGCCACAACAUCGCCUGAAAAGAGGAAGCGACGAAAGUAUGAGAAAGUGGAUAAACUACAUUUUUUUUCACUUGGCGAUGUCACACCAGUCCAAAGUAUACCGAAAGAAAAAGAUGACGAAGAGGAGAUAGAAAAUGAAAGAGAAAAAGCAAAGGAAAAGGGAAAUGAAAUGGAUGCAGAAGAGGGAAAGGAAAUAAAGGAAAAGGAAAACGGAAAGGAAAAAAACGAUUCAGUUGAAGUACAGAAAAAACAGAGGCACGAAACAAACAAUUCAGAAUCAAUUGAAUACAACUCUAAAACUUUGAAUGAAUUAGAUUCCAUAACCAUUAAAAACACUAGUAAUACCACUUCCAGUAUUACUAACACCGCAACGAAUGAACUGAAGAAGCCGAGCAUCGUGGUGAAGAGGGAAGAAUUGUCACCAAAGCUGCCCAAUUUGGAUAAUGGAAAUAAUUCGGUAAGCAGUAAGAAACGAAAAAAUGAAUACAAUAGCACUACAGAAAACGCUCCAAAGAUUGCCAAAUUUGUUCCCAAGGUAUCCUUAAUUGAUGCUGUUAUACAAGCAAAAGAGCAAGCAGUUAAAACGUUGAAUAAGGAAUUGGGGGUAUCGGAUGAUUUCUACGAGAGAAAAGAUGAAACUGAAGGGGAUGACGAGCAAACGUUGCUGGCAAUAAAAAAGUUGUCAAAUUUGGCAAUAGUAGAAGUAGUUGAUAAACCGUUGAGACAGCGACCUGCAGUACCAAUAAAGGUUAGUUCAACACAAAAGAAUUUCAAAAGGUUUCGCAAGAACAAACCUCCAAAAUCGAAAAUAGAGCGACCGCAAAUUGAAAUGAUAAAUGUUGGAGCUUUUAGUCCAGUCAAGAGCAAGAAGAAAGUGACUGUAGACUCAGAAUUCAAUGGCAUAAUGAGCAGUGUUCGAGGCUUUACUCCAUCAACGUUGUUUGUACAGGACGAUGAGAGUGGUGCAGAAAGUAGUGAAGAAAAAGAAAGAGGAGAAGACUGCGAACAAGUUGCACCAUCUUUCCAGGAAAUAAAGGAUUAUUCUCGAAGCCAGAGGGAGAGUCAGGCGAGGAGUCAUAGUAGAAAUGGUUCAAGAGGACAACCAGUGAGACGGGGUUUAACGAGUCAAAGAGGUUGGGGUAAUAUCAGUGAAAGUGUAAAUGAAGAAAAGCAAGAACAAGAACAAGAACAAGAAAAAGAAAAAGAGGAUGAUAUUGAUGAGGAUGAUGACGGAGACGAUGAUGACGAAGAGCAGCCAAAAUUUGGCUUCACAAACUAA
Lodderomyces elongisporus is the source of this 2214-nucleotide messenger RNA. RefSeq lists its product as uncharacterized. Bases 1 to 2214 code for a protein of 737 amino acids. Lineage: Eukaryota; Fungi; Ascomycota; Pichiomycetes; Serinales; Debaryomycetaceae. The transcript is spliced from 2 exons. The record is from RefSeq and is a predicted model, not a curated record.